AUGUCCCGGCUGAUCUAUGCUUCUCUCUUAAUGGAAUACUCUCAGCUACCCCAACUCCUCGGCUCUCGGUUCGAUAGCCCGUUCCCGAGGCCUUACAAGAUCAUAUGCUCGAGGGUUAUGGAGGAAGCAAGAGGAUUGGGUUGCUCCUCGCCAUGCGGUGAGGAGGGAGAGGUAUACGAAGAUGUGGGUGGGGAAGGGGUAGUCCGAGCAACCCCGUACUAUUACGGAGACCUCACCUCGGACACUUCCGAGGACCGGAUGUCGCCACGGCUCGACGACAUGUCAAGGAGGCAACUCUAUGAAACAGCUUUCGACUCCAAGAUUAGUAAAUCGGAUGACGAUUUAGACGUAGAUGAAGUCACCCACAAAUCGAUUCUCGUCACAGAACAGAGCGAACGAGAAGAAUACUACAAGAGGCCCAAGAGCCUGAAAGAUCGGUCGAUAGAAGACCGCCUCAGCCAGGGUAUUCAAGAACUCGAGUUGCGACCCUUCGUCGCACCGACCCCACCUUCGAGCGCUCCUCUUCCUGCCAAGUUUCAUACUCCCCAUUGCAUGGCUUCCGUCCAGAGCGCUCCAGACAUUCCUGUCCGAGCGAAAGACCUCCGACUUCCUGUCAAGUCGAGUAAGCAUAGAGUUGGUCUUAGAACGAGAAGUUGUCAUCCGGAACCAGCUGACGAUUGCAGCAGGUCUCUGUUCGAAGAACAAGGGAAAACUAAGAACCGUGGUUUGGACAUUUUAGAAAUAAAAGGCAGGCCACGGAGGUUCAAGUAUUCGAGUACUGAGUCCAUGGCUACUAGCAGUAGUGGUGGCAGCCUCGAGUCCAUCCGAAGCAGUACGAGCGAAGGCAAUCGUUCGACUUCCAGCUGUGAGAGCAGGCGCAGCAGUUCCCUCAGCUCUCACAGCAGCGAUUCGACUGGCAGUGGAACAGGAUUCCACCCCAGCAUCAACUGCCUCAACACCAGGGUCUUCCAGCAAAACAAACUCAACAUUCUUUCUCCGAUAUCCGACAAGUCUUCCCAAGAGCCAUGUUCAGAAACCUCUGAAAACAAUAAGAACAACAACUCCGAAAGGGCUUCUCCUGAAGAGGCUAUUACUCCCGUUGGGGAGAGUCAGAAGAAGCGAAGAACACCUCAAAACAGAAAUCUCAUCAACCUCGGACUAUGCUUCGACCAAGAGGUCCACCAAGGAUCCGACAGCGGUAUCUCCAUCGAGUCUCGGAUCGGGAAGAACAACACUUCCGAUCUGACGGAAGACCUGCCGUUCGACAUGCCCAAGCUGAGGCGCAGGAGGAUGCAGGAGCCGCUGCCGCAGGACACCUCCGGCUCCGCCACUUCGGUGGACCUCCGCGACCUGCCCUUCGACAUGCCCAAGCUCCGCCGGCGGCUGCGGCCAACUCCUAGCCUCAACUCCCAAGCUUCCUCCAGCAGUGGUCCGCAAGAGUGUCCCAAUACAGGACCAACAAGAAGACCAGCUUUGAGUUUGGAUCUUCAUGAAUGUGGCCAGAAAAGGUUUUGGUAUCAUGGGGCAAUCACACGUCUUGAAGCAGAAAAUAUUCUGCGAAUGAACAAGGAAGGAAGCUUUCUAGUCAGAAAUAGUGAGAGUACCAAACAAGACUACUCAUUGUCUCUCAAGAGUGCCCGAGGAUUUAUGCAUAUGCGGAUCCAGAAGUGUAAAGAGACUGGCAGGUUUAUAUUAGGACAGUUCAGCAACCCGUUCGCAAGCAUCCCAGAAAUGAUCAAGCACUACUCCGUCAACAGGCUUCCUAUACGAGGGGCAGAACACAUGUGCCUCUCCCAUCCCAUCAUUGAGCAACUCUUAUAGUCGGAUUUUCGAGGCGUAUUUUUAUAAUUUAUUCAUUUUACAUAUAUAUAAGAGUAUGUUAUACAUUAUGUGAUUCAACUCUCUUAAACUUUUACUGUUACAAUUACAAUAUAGAAAAUUAAUUUAACCAGUUCAACUUUAUUCAAUGACAGUUUUCAGUCAAGAAUUUCACAUAAGGUGUUAAUAAGCUUCAUCAAGUUAAAUAAAAAAUAAGCUUAAGUCAAAACUUAUGUACUUUCAUAAGAGCAUAUAUCAUAUUGCAUCAAUCAUGGAAUAUAUUCAAUUUCUCUAAUACAAACUUUAAAAACUAAACAUUAAUUAACUACAUGAUGUCUUAAAUUAUAAAUUUUCUGGAAGAAAAAUAUAUAUAUUUCGUUCACUUAUAAUUUUUUAUAUCUGCAAAACAUUUAAAUUUUUCAAUAAAUUAACAAUAACUGAUAACUAUAGAACGUAAAUAACCAUAAAAUAGCAUUGAAAAUAUGAAGAUUUUAAAUUUUAAUUAACGUAAUUGUCAAUGAUAAUACUAAAAUAUAUACCAAUAUACUAUAAUAUUAAUUAUAUUCGAUGGUAUGUUUUUCAAAGCCAUACUUCUAUAAGACAUAAGUCAACAAACAAUUUAUGAAAAAUGAUUCUUUAGAAGUUUCAUUCUAUAAUACAGAGAAGUAUUAGAAUUUUGUUUUCUGUAACAUUUUUUUUUUUCAUAAUUAUAUAAAAUGGACCAAAUUAUACAAAAAAAAUUGAAAUUUGUAGUAAGAAAUCAGUUGUAAUCUCAAUAUAAAUUCCUGUUUUUUUCUCACCUGUUCCACAGUUGAAUUGUUAUGAGCUAGGUAACGUAACAGAUAGAACAGUAGCUUCUGUUGUAAAAAAAAAAAAUUAAAUAAUGGUUAGGCAUAUUAAUUUUUUUCUAGAUAAAAAAUCAAUGAACUAUGUCAGUAUUCAUGUGAAUGGCAGUUUGAAAUAUGUUUAAAAUUCUUCCUUAAUCUAAUGAUUAUAUUUUUUGAAUAGUUAUUUUGAUUAUGGUCUGUAUUUAUAUGGAGUCAUGUUUGAUGCAAUAUGGUAAAAAUUCACUUGUUUAACUAUAAAACAAUUUUUUUUAAAAAGAAUUCUCAUUAUUAAAAUAAAUAACCAUAACCAUGUUUUGAAUUCAUUAUCUGAAAAAUAUUUAACUUAAGAUAUUUUAGUCGAACAGUUUUUAAAUAGCUAUAAACCUGAAGAUAUGUAUUUAAAAGAUUUCUGAAAAGAUCAGAAUUAUAAUAUAGUUCUGAAACUUUAAUAUUUUCCCUUAUUUAUAAAUAGCUAUGUAGAACUUGGAAUCUAAACAUAUUUUAUAUAAAGUAAAAUAUUAUAAAGAGCCUAAAUAUAUCAUGUAAUCUCUCCUUACUACUUAUAUUUUAUAAAAUCUUUAUUCUUAUAUCUACAAAAAAAAAAGAAAACAAUUAAAUAAAAACAAAAAUUAGAUUGUUUCGAAGACUAUACAUUUAACAAUAUUCAGAAUGUUAAUAAUAUCAAGUGAUCUUUGAUGGUGGUUAUUUUAUUAUUAUUUAUUUUUUUGAACUUUUGAGUGUAGGGAUGCUCCAGUACAAUAUACCAAUGACAACCAACUAUAGGACAAGCAAUGAUUGUCUUUUUUUUCAUUACUUCAAAGACUAAUUACAUUGAAUUUACGUUUUACACAAUUUGAGAGUUAUAAUUAUCAGAUAUUUACAAUAAAAUUGCUUUGGCAUUAAACCGUUAAAUUUGCAUCAAUAUUAAUUAAAGAAUAUAUGCAUAAACAAAAAAUAUUCAGUAGAUUCUAAGAUAUUAGUGGAUUUCCGCCCAAACAUAACGGAAUUAAUUAAAUGAAACUAUAAUGUGUCUUUAAAAUAUGAGUCAUAUUGUUUCUACUGAUUUUGUUUCUUCAUGUGAAGGUGAUAAUAUGGCUUUCAAUGAUAAAAUCUAGUUCUUAAACGAAUAGAACAGAAAUAAUGUGCAGUUUGAUCUCUCAAAUCUGUUGGAAGUACUGGAGGGUUCAAGAAUUUAAAGUAUAUCAGAUUCUUUUUCUUAAAAUGUCAGUUGUUUUUUUUUAAGGGGAUAGGAUAAACAUCAAUUUAAAAAUCAAUUAAAGCUAAUAUUUCAUUAAUUAAUAAAAUUUUACUCCAUAAAUUUCUAUAAAAAUGCAAAUUUUUUUCAUUUUCUUGGUACACGGAGAGUUAAAAAAAAAAAAAUCAAAUUCAUAGAAGCCAUUUAUUAAGGUAUCAAUUUUAAGGAUGUUCAAAAUGUUUUAAACAAUCUAUCAAAUGUAUUUUUUUAAUUCUUACAGCUUUUUGCGAGAUUAAACUGAGGCACAAAGUUGAGCAUUUUCAUAUAUAUUUCACAGAAAUCAUCUCAAAAUAUUUAUGUCCACUUUAAUAACAUGAUGGCUUAUAAAUUCAGUUUCUUUUGCAACUAUUUUUACUUAUUUAUUUUUUUUAAAAAACGUAUAAGAAAUUUUGUUCAUAUAAAAUUUAGUUUUAUUAUAUAAUAUCAAUCUUUUUUUUUUUAACUCAAUAUAAAACCACAUAUCAAAUGGUAGUCUUGAUAUUUGUGCUUGAAAAAAUUAAUUUUAAAAAAAUAUGUUACCAAAAUAUAAUUCAUUAAAUGAUAUAGUCUGUAUAUUUGAUAAUGGGAUAGAAGUUAGAUGAUGUUAAAGCCAAAGAAUUAGCUGUGAGUUUUAUUUAUACUCUCACUACAUUAAUAUAGAAUUAGAAUUCAACCAUGAACAUGAACUUUGUACUUCUUUGAUCCACCAAUCAUACUAUAUUAUGUAUCUCGUUGAAAGGAAAGUUUUGUUGGAAGACAGUAUUUGCAAUUAAUUUCUAAAAUUAUUCAAAUUAAAACAAGAAAAUGGUAAAGAGAGGUAAUAAUUUGUAGCAUUAGUUUGCUAAUGUAAUAGCAGUGAUGUGAAACCUGUUAAGAAAACAUUUUACCUCUUUCAAUAAGUGUAUGUUCAUGUUUUCGCUGAUACUUUUGUACAUAUCGUUAGGCAUGUAAUGAAGGUAUUAAAAUAUUUUAUUUAUACUACGUUAACCCAUUCAGUGCCAGGCAUUUUAUUAAAGAUGUAAUUCAUAUUAAUAUUUUUAAGUUAAGUAUACAUGUAUAAUAAAGUAAGUUUUAUGUUUUAUGGUGUUAGGUUUUCUGGUGUUUAUCUGAAACAAAAUAAAAGAUAAAAAAUAUUAACUCAUAUUCAAACACCUAGUUAAUUCAAAUUUUAACAUUGAAAGACUUGGCAAUUUUUAAUUGUCUUACAUACUAUAAAGAAUUUCCAAGCCAUAUAAUUCUUAUUUCUAUUUUGUUCAUUAUAUUUUUAUUUUUUAUAUAACUACAAAAUGUAUUUACCUACAUUUCCAAAUGUGAAACAUUUGUUUGAUAUAAUGAAACAUUUUUUGUUUUGUUUUUAAUUUAAAAUCAAUAUUUCUGAAAAAAAAAAAAAAUGCAUUGGCAAUACAAAAUGAAUCAUAGUAUAAUAUUUUUUGUUGUGAAUUGUCAUGUUUUAAUUGGAAAAUGAAAUAUGAUUUCAUAUUUUAAAAUAUGAGCAAUUGAAAUAAUCUAAAAUAAUUGUGACUAUAGUUCGAAUUGAGAGUUGAGAGCCUGAGGACUAACUCAUUUGGCAGUAUACUGAAUCACAUUUUUUUUUUUUCUGAAACCUUCGAUAUUGCUUACCAAAUAUAUACCUAUAUUGAAAGAUAAUAUAAUAUAAAAGAUAAUAACGUAAUCUUCUAAUUUAUGUAUAAGUUAAUAAAUAUUUUUUAAAUAAUGUCUGAAGGUUACGGAAUAAAAUGACAAAGUGAUAAAAAAAAGAACAAAAUAAAAACAAAAUGUUGAAACUUAGUGCCGCAUAAGUUCGUCAUUGGGCUGUCAACUAAUAACAUUUAAACAAUAGUAAGAUACAAAGUAAUGUUAUUUCAGACAUCAACUAUUUGAUAUGAACCAAAAGUAUAACAGACAAUUUUUUAACCAUUCUUUUUUUUUUUUUAAUUUAAAUCAAACAAAAGCUUCUCUUGUCAUAUAUACAUCAUUUUAUUAAUAAUAAUUAAUACAAUUUAAUAUGAAAAAUAAAUGAAAUGUCUCCAAGCGUUUGUUACAAGCGAAACAAUAGAUUUCAGCCUAAUUUUGAUAUCAAAUUAAAACCGUGAGUGAAACAUUAUGGACAAGAAACAAAUUUAAACUACUUUUCUUAUUAAUUGUUAUUAUAAUUAUAUAACUUUUAGCUGUUUUCUGUUUAAAAAUUGUCAGUGUUCAUAAAUAUGAAAACUUAUUAAAACUUUAUUAAUCACAAAAUAUAAUAUAAUAAUGGAUAUAAUUGCAUCUUAACAAAUUCAUUUGGAUAGAUACCAUGAAAAAGAUUUGUCUAUUUCGGCACGUAUAUGGCCUGCCUAAGCACAGUUUUCGUGAUCAAAACUUGAAAGGGUUAACCCAACCUAUCGACAAUAUUAACAGGUAUUUUAGUUUAAUCUUAUACAAUUAUUUCUUCCACCCUCUCGCAUUUAAAGCUCUUCCAUAUUGUAAACACAAUUUACUUGCUAACCUUUAGUGAUACAGAUGUAAAAUUUUAUUAUAUGUAUGAUAUUUAAACAAAAAUCAUUCUGAACUCGACUGAAAUAGGGUAUGUAAUUAUUUUUGUAAAAUGUAGAAAUGUAUCGUAGGAAGACAUUGCCAAAUUCUGUAUAAUAGACGGAACUAAGUAUGCUGAAAUACUCUUAAAAUGUAAUGUAAUUAGUUAUGUAUACAUUUUUAGUUCUUCAAAACUUUUAUUUUCAUUGUAAUAUAAUACUAGAUUUUUUUUUUGUAUAUAUUUUUAAUAAACCACUUGGUUUUUGUAGUUACCAGUUUCUAGAUAAAACUUAUUUUUUAUUAGUCCUGAAUAAAUUGUAAUGUUGGGGCGAGAGGUAAAUAUUUCUGGGACCUGUUUGAUAAUUUUGAUUAAAUUCUUGUAAGAAAAUUGUUUUGAUUUUGAAGGCAUGUACUUAGGUUGUGAUAAUACCUAUAUAUAUGUACAAUACAUAUAUAUAUUGUUGAUUCAUGUUGUACUUUGGUAUUGUAGAUAGAUGUAUGUAAUUCAAAAUUGUCAUAUUUUAGAAUAAACUGUGUUAUAAUUCAAUUU
This is a messenger RNA of Nezara viridula (southern green stink bug), 6940 nucleotides long. The record is from the annotation of a GenBank genome assembly. Lineage: Eukaryota; Metazoa; Arthropoda; Insecta; Hemiptera; Pentatomidae.